CCACAGUCCAGCCAAGACAUCAGAAGCAACAUGUUCUCGAAGUUGGUAUUGUGUGUCGUAGUGGCGGUGGCGGCCGCGGCGCCCCAGGGGUACGGGCCACCUCCACCAUCCUACGGCGCCCCCUCAGGUCCUGUUGUGCCCAUCCUAAAGGACGAUCGUCAGGGACCUGACCAGGCCGGCAACUACAACUUCAACUUCGAGACUGGUGACGGCAUCAAUCGUCAGGAGCAGGGCGCCCCUCAGGGCCCAGCUGGGGCCGUGGCAGCUCAGGGAGGAUGGUCGUUCACCUUCCCUGACGGCACUCCCGCAAACUUCAAGUUCGUAGCUGACGGUGCAGGCUACCGCGUGGAGUCUCCCCUGCUGCCCACGCCCCCUCCUCUUCCCCCACACGCCAUCGCCCAGAUCGAGUUCGCACGCCAGCAGGAAGCCGCCGGCGGUCCCCGACCCCAGUACGGCGCUCCUCCUCCCAGACCAGGAUACAACUGAACCAUCGCCGACCACAUAAACUUGCUACAUCCUCCUGCACAUAGUUACCCAUGAAACAAAAUAUAAUUCCUAGUCCUCGUUAGCUGCUGAUGGCGACUACUAAAGCAAUACGAACAGAGAUGACUCUUGUUGGUGAGUUUACUGAAGAAAGCAUAUUUUCCGAGUGCCCCUUUAAAGAUUUUUGCUUGAUGAAUGUAUAAGUGUUUGUUCUGCAUGAGUGGUUCCACACCUCUUCCAUUCUGAUAGCACUGUAAAUGUUAUGUAUUUAUUUAUAAUUGUUAACUUUAUAGAUUUACAUCAUUAAAGUGGUCUGUAAUUUAA
Molecule: messenger RNA, 807 nt
Organism: Procambarus clarkii (red swamp crayfish)
Lineage: Eukaryota; Metazoa; Arthropoda; Malacostraca; Decapoda; Cambaridae
Product: cuticle protein AM1199
Cellular component (GO): chitin-based extracellular matrix
Molecular function (GO): structural constituent of chitin-based larval cuticle
Source: RefSeq, a predicted model, not a curated record